GUACUAGCGUUAUUCAUAUGAACUUCGUUAUAUUAUUACCACCAGGCAGAAGAUAUUAAGACGAUUAUGGAGGAUACGCAGCGGUAUAUCUCACUGCUGACGAUGUGUGAUGAAGAUGACGAUGAAGUAAUGGUGUUUGAAUGCAGCGCUUCACUGGCCGCUAAUGCAUUCCCCAACUUUGAAGAAAUCCGUCGUGCAGGAAAACUUUGUGAUGUGGUGCUUGUUGUUGGUAAUGUCAGGUUUAGUGCUCAUCGUAUUGUUCUAGCUGCGACAAUUCCCUAUUUCCGAGCGAUGUUUACAGCUGAUAUGGCUGAAAGUCAGCAAGAAGAAAUUUAUUUGAAAGAUUUUGAACCGGACACAUUGGAACAAUUAAUUGCUUUCUCAUACACGGGAAGCAUAAGGAUAACCGCAGCAAAUGUGCAAAGCAUGAUGCAUGCAGCGAAUUUCUUGCAACUGAAUGGAAUCGUGGAUGAAUGCUCGAAGUUUCUGAAGUGUAGGUUGCAUGCACAGAACGUCCUUGGUAUACGAUCCUUUGCAAUGGCUCUUGGCUGUGUAUCACUCGUUCUUUCGGCAGAUUGUUUUCUGCACAAACAUUUUCUGUCAGUAUCGCAAGGUGAAGAAUACUUGGCUUUAUCAGUGGAUGAUUUGAUAACAAUAUUGAACAGAGAUGAAUUGUUUGUUGAAAGCGAGGAGCAAAUGUUUGAUGCAUGUAUGCGAUGGGUCCAGCAUAAUCCUGAAAGGAAGCAGUACUUACCGAGGGUACUUACAUGCGUCAGGAUGCCAUUACUGAAGCCUCAUUUCAUUACCGAUCACGUAGCCUCCCAUCCAUUCAUUCGUGAAUGCCUUGAUUGUCGUGAUCUAAUUGACGAGGCAAAAGAUUACCAUCUUAUGCCAGAACGAAGAAAAUUUUUCAGAAAAUUUAGAACGAAGCAGAGAUGUUGCUUUGAUGUUCCCGGUUUGAUCUUCGCCGUUGGUGGUUUAACGAAUGCCGGUGAUUCCUUGUCAACUGUUGAGAUGUAUGAUCCAAUGACUGGUAAGUGGACAUCAGCACAACCGAUGAAUUCAAUUCGAUCACGAGUAGGUGUUGCUGUAAUGAAUCGUAUGCUGUACGCCAUUGGCGGUUUUAAUGGGCAUGAUCGACUACGCACCGUUGAAGUCUUCGAUCCAGAUCAAAAUAAAUGGACCGAGGUAAGUCCGUUGAUUAAUAAACGUUCCGCGCUUGGAGCAGCUGUGGUCAAUGAUCGCCUUUAUGUAUGCGGUGGCUAUGAUGGGAUUAGUUCACUUGCAUCUGUAGAAGUUUACAAUCCUUGUGCAAAUCGAUGGACUCUUACUGUUGCGAUGAACAAGCAGAGAUCUGCUGCUGGUAUAGCUGUUAUUGAUAAUUACAUUUAUGUAAUAGGCGGACACGAUGGAAUGUCGAUAUUCAACUCUGUUGAACGUUUUAAUGUCGAUAGUGGUGAAUGGCAAGUGGUAAAAUCAAUGAACACAAAACGAUGUCGUUUAGGAGCUGCAGCUGUUCGAGGAAAAAUUUACGUUUGCGGCGGCUAUGAUGGAUGUCAAUUUCUGAAAAGCGUUGAAGUGUAUGAACCAGAGAAGGACGAGUGGAGCCCGCUAUCACCGAUGCAUUUAAAAAGAAGUCGAGUAUCACUGAUUUCCAAUGCUGGUGUUCUUUAUGCUAUUGCUGGUUAUGAUGGCAUUUCGAAUUUGAGUUCCAUGGAGACAUAUAACAUUGAAGAGGACAAAUGGACAUUGGCAACAAGUAUGGUAGCGCAUGAAGGUGGCGUUGGUAUUGGCGUGAUACCGUUUCAGCCAAGUAAAAUAUAA
This is a messenger RNA of Loa loa (African eye worm), 1824 nucleotides long. RefSeq names its product kelch domain-containing protein family protein. Gene Ontology annotation, molecular function: protein binding. The record is from RefSeq and is a predicted model, not a curated record. NCBI's taxonomy places the organism in Eukaryota, Metazoa, Nematoda, Chromadorea, Rhabditida, Onchocercidae. The coding region runs from base 67 to 1824 and encodes 585 amino acids. The transcript has 12 exons.